GAUCAACCCUAACCCUUGCUCUUGAUUCUUGAUUCUGGACUGCUGCCGAUCUGGCCAGCUUUCAGGGAUGUCGUCAGUGGGUCAGUUGCUGACAAUUGCGAUCGCAUUUCCAAGAUUCACAGCUCAACACCGUCGGGCCACCCGCGAAGCUCGCACUGCACACCCGCCAUAUCAUGACGAUCAUCGGUAUCACCUCGUCGGCGCAAUGGCGCCAGACGCUCAGCUCGCACACCGUCGUCGUUGCCGACUGUAAGUUCCCCUUCCCCAUGCGCUCCGUGGGGCAACCGCCACUUGCACCGCAGUGCAACUGUAAGAUCCCAGUCCACUGACGUCCACUGACCUCGCGAUCUCCGGGACCAUAGUCUACGCUGACUGGUAUGAACCACAUACCAACCCAACCCCCCGAACCUCCUCCAGUACACCCCUCCUCCCCCGCCAACUAACACGCUCUUCCACCUUCCUUCAGGUGCGGCCCCUGCAAGAUGAUCGCGCCGACGUUCGAGUCGCUCGCGACGAAGCACGCCAAGCCGGGCCGGGUGGCCUUCUGCAAGGUCGACGUCGACGCGCAGGGCGACGUGGCGCGCCAGUACGGCGUGCGGGCCAUGCCGACCUUCCUCGUGCUGCGCGCCGGCGCCGUCGUCGACACCAUCCAGGGCGCCAACCCGCCCGCCCUGAUCGCCGCCGUCGAGAAGGCCGUCAAGCUGGCGGCCGGGCCCGGCGGCGCCGCGGGCGCGGCGUUUUCGGGCACCGGGCAUAGGCUGGGCGGUAGCGGCGUCGGCGGCUCCGCGCCCGCUGCGAGGGGGGCGGCGUCGGUCGCGAGGCCGUUUAGUUGGUCUCUGAGCGGAUUCUUGGAGGCGCUGAUUGGGUUUUUUGGCUUGUAUUUUUGGUCGCUGUUCUCGCUUGAUCCCUACAAGGCGGCCGAGAAUUCGCCGUUCAACAAGAACAGGCCUCCACCGCCGAGGACCGGUGGGACUCGACCGGCGGGCCGUCCUGGGUUCAAGACCUUGUCUGACCUGGGCGCCUCCUGA
This is a messenger RNA of Thermothielavioides terrestris NRRL 8126, 1028 nucleotides long. RefSeq lists its product as uncharacterized. The record is from RefSeq and is a predicted model, not a curated record. The transcript is spliced from 2 exons. Lineage: Eukaryota; Fungi; Ascomycota; Sordariomycetes; Sordariales; Chaetomiaceae. Bases 483 to 1028 code for a protein of 181 amino acids.